AUGGCAGCCCAAGCAGCCUCUACACAAACAUCAACAGUAACUAAGAAAAAUAGUCUUAUAUCUCCACCAGGUAACCUGAAAGAAGCUGUAGAUUGGAUUAUAAGGGUAUGUGAUAAAGAUGGGCACGGUGUAAGAGGUGCUAAUGGAGCUAUGCGGUAUAUAAAGGAAUUGAUUAAAGAAGUAAAUAAGCUUCUGAAGGGCGCGGAGGAACAUGUAAGGAACCUUCAAACGGAUGUACCCGGCGAUGCCCUUUCGGCAUCUGCUAAACUUGCGGUAAGUGUGGCUGUACUUAGUGAUGUUUCUAAGAAUACUGAAGAUGUGAUCACCAAAUUGGCCGAUAAGUUAGCUAUAUUCAUUGGUUACAAUAAUGGUAACGGUGACUUGGGCGGCCAAGGUAUUGGCAAUCCCGGAAAAUGUUCCUGUCCCACCAUCGUCCAAUGCGCUGACGUCCUACCCCUUUUCUUCAAAUACGGCUUCGUAUACUACGAUCACUCUACCUUAAAUAAAACAGGUGACACCGGACGUAAAUGCUCCCAAUUCGCCACUCAACUCAACGCAGUCAUUAACGGCCUACCAUUCAGCGACCUCAUUGCCGCAAUCAACAAAUUCCUCUACCACAUCCGCCAACCCUUCCUCCUAUACCUCCUCACCUUCUGGCUACUCGCCAUCACCUACCUAACACACUCACUCACAAUACCACUCGACGUUCUACACCUACGAUCACACCUACGUACAUCUUUAUUCUCUCCACUCGUGUUACUAGGCAAGAAUAAAUCACCCAUAGAGAUCACCUAUUUCACACCUUGA
Molecule: messenger RNA, 807 nt
Organism: Babesia sp. Xinjiang
Lineage: Eukaryota; Apicomplexa; Aconoidasida; Piroplasmida; Babesiidae
Exons: 1
Coding region: 1-807 (268 amino acids)
Source: RefSeq, a predicted model, not a curated record